Messenger RNA from Nothobranchius furzeri (turquoise killifish), 1746 nucleotides. RefSeq names its product rho-related GTP-binding protein RhoC. Lineage: Eukaryota; Metazoa; Chordata; Actinopteri; Cyprinodontiformes; Nothobranchiidae. Gene Ontology annotation, molecular function: protein kinase binding; GTPase activity; GTP binding. Gene Ontology annotation, biological process: small GTPase-mediated signal transduction. The record is from RefSeq and is a predicted model, not a curated record. Gene Ontology annotation, cellular component: cytosol.
GUCAACUUUCCGAGUCUCAUUAAAAGCACCACGAUGGGAGGGUCUUGAAAGCUCCUCUGCCAGUCACUCGAUUAGCUCAGAGGCUCGGAGGACAAAACUCGGACAAAAACACGGAGCUCGUCGAUUAAACGAGAGCAGUCUUUUGACAGAGAUGGCUGCUAUCCGAAAGAAGCUGGUGAUAGUUGGGGAUGGCGCGUGUGGGAAGACCUGUCUGCUGAUCGUCUUCAGCAAGGAUCAGUUCCCAGAAGUCUACGUCCCGACUGUAUUUGAAAACUACAUUGCUGACAUUGAAGUUGAUGGUAAACAGGUGGAGCUGGCACUUUGGGAUACUGCAGGUCAAGAAGACUACGACCGACUGCGACCUCUCUCCUACCCGGACACUGAUGUUAUCCUUAUGUGCUUUUCCAUAGACAGCCCUGACAGUUUAGAGAACAUUCCAGAGAAAUGGACACCUGAAGUGAAGCACUUUUGUCCCAACGUCCCCAUCAUCCUUGUGGGUAACAAGAAGGACCUUAGGAAUGAUGAACACACUCGUAAGGAGUUGGCUAAAAUGAAGCAGGAGCCAGUGAAGACCGAAGAGGGUAGAGACAUGGCGAGCCGGAUCAGUUCCUUUGGCUACCUGGAGUGCUCAGCCAAGACCAAUGAUGGUGUGCGUGAUGUGUUUGAGAUGGCCACCAGGGCAGGGCUGCAGGUCCGCAAGCGUAAGAAGAGAGGCGGCUGCCAGCUGCUGUGAGGAGUUCAGAGCCUGUUGGCUGAUCAGCACCUGUGGUUGGACUCUCCCAGACAUGCGUAGAAAAACCUUAAAUCAGUGGCUUCCAUAGACUCUACUGACUUCACAGAUACAGGCAAAUAAAAGACUGCCACACCUGUUAAAACAUAAAUCAGCUAUUUUUAAGUUUCCUUUCCAACUCACUCAGUUAUUGUUUUCUAUUCUGUUUCUUGCAACCAGCACACCAGUCUGCUUGUGUGAAGGAUUGGACAUUUCCUUCUGUACGAAUGUAUGUUUCUAUUUAAAGAUGUCCCAGUCCAGCCUGUGUCGUGUUUGUUUGUUUACAGAGGAGGUUUUGGGCUUCCUGCCCAUUGAUCCUUUCUCUUGCAGUCGGUAGUAGCCAUUUUAGACGUGCUUCCAUCAUGCAUCUGCUGUUAUACACCAGCUUAUGUUGUGAUUCAUCUGUAUGUUGUACCACUAAUGUUUUCAUACACUAAAACUUGUACUUUACCAAGUUCUGUGGCAGCAGAAAUGCACUUCUGCAAAAGGAGCCUGUUGAACCCACUGCAGCCUACAUGCAGAACAGUGAAAGAGGAGAGUUUUUGUAGCACGAGUGUUCGGGUUGCUUGUCGUGUUCGUGGUGAUAGCUUUAACUGGCACUGGGGACAGUGGCCUGUUGUUGUGGACAAUACUGGCACUCUCAUUGGCUCUGACGGACAUCACUGCUACUGGUCCAGCCUCCUCUCUGACCCCAUCAGCUCCAGCAGACAUAACUGCAGGAUGAAUGCACCAUCUACAACAAAAAAGGUUUUCUGGUUUUAAACACAACAAACAGCCAGGCUUGCAGCUCAAACAUCACCUUCAGCUAACGAAGAUCAGUUUUGUAGCUCAUUUGGUUCUUUUUGUUUUGGUUAAUGGCAUAAAUUAUAUUAACAAGGGUGUUCCUGUUCAAGGUUGAAAGGGGAAAGAAAAAACUUUUUAUCACAUCAGAUUGAGCAUGUGUGCUAAUAAAAGAAAUAAAAUUACUUUUCCAAGCA